Messenger RNA from Mycetomoellerius zeteki, 1735 nucleotides. RefSeq names its product TBC1 domain family member 13. NCBI's taxonomy places the organism in Eukaryota, Metazoa, Arthropoda, Insecta, Hymenoptera, Formicidae. Gene Ontology annotation, biological process: intracellular protein transport; activation of GTPase activity. Gene Ontology annotation, molecular function: GTPase activator activity. The coding region runs from base 340 to 1614 and encodes 424 amino acids. The record is from RefSeq and is a predicted model, not a curated record. The transcript has 9 exons.
UUCACCGGAUUCACCCGUCGGAGUACUCCGGAGUAGUCCGGAGCACCGGAAUCUGAAGUCAAUGACCACCGCCGCCGGCUACAGCUGGUCGUGAGUCUGGCGGAGCGAUUCGAAAGCGAUGACGAUCGUCGCGUACGUCGAAGCGACGGGCCGUUGUCAAUAAUGAGAAAACGAGAUUUACGGGAUAUCGCUGCAUCGGAUCUGUACACGCGCCUGCCUGCACAUAUCAACGCCGCGGUGUCGCACGCCCACUGAAUGCUGAUAAGAGGCCGCGAUUAGAUCCGUGCAGCUCUCACGCCGCUGGACAGCUGGACCCCUGCUUGGUGUCACAUCAGUCACAUGUGCUACGAAAAUGAGCAUCCUGCGAAAGAGGUAAGCGAGGUACCUGCGCGAGAUGUUCCCCGAUUCGAUUUGUUUCAUGUGUCUGUUUACCUGUGGAUUGUUUACAGAUUAAGCGAGUUCGACGAUGUUCUCGAUGCAGACGAGAUAGAUACGGUCAGCCUCAGUAAAAUAUGUUUCCAUGGCAUACCUGACGAGCCCGGUGGGCUAAGGCCCUUAUGUUGGAAACUGUUAUUGAACUAUUUGCCACCGAUAAAGUCUAAUUGGAUAGAGACUUUAAAACGUAAAAGAGAGUUGUACAAUACUUUCAUCGAGGAUCUCAUUGUUAUGCCUGGAGAAUCAAAUACCGAUGACAAAGAGCGAGUUGAUGUAACGUUACAUGAUCAUCCUCUCAAUUUAAAUCCAGAUAGCAAGUGGCAAACGUACUUUAAAGAUAAUGAAGUUCUACUUCAGAUUGAUAAAGAUGUUAGGCGACUAUGUCCAGACAUAUCAUUUUUUCAACAAGGCACUGAUUAUCCAUGUCAAAAGAUAGUAAAUGCUAACGGUCAGCGUUUACACCACAGAGUUCAACACACAGUGCUGAAAAGCGCAAACGUUGAGAGGAAGGGCUUAGGAGUGACCAAGAUAGCGGUUUCUGUCAGAAAGGCUACGGAAGAUUACGCGCCAUUGUCCGAAGGUGGUGAAGCACAUUGGGAAGUUUUGGAAAGAAUACUCUUCUUAUACGCUAAAUUGAAUCCCGGUCAAGGUUACGUACAGGGAAUGAAUGAAAUAGUUGGACCUAUAUAUCACGCAUUCGCUUGUGAUCCAGAUCCUACAUGGAGAAAACACGCCGAGGCAGAUACUUUUUUCUGUUUUACUAAUCUGAUGGCCGAAAUACGUGAUUUCUUUAUAAAGACGUUGGAUGAAGCUGAAUUUGGAAUUAAUUCGAUGAUGAGCAAAUUGACCAAUCAAGUUAGAGCCAAUGAUCCUGAUAUUUGGUUGCGUUUACAUCAGCAAGAGCUAUGCCCACAAUAUUACAGCUUUAGAUGGUUGACGCUCCUCCUUUCGCAAGAAUUUCCUCUGCCGGAUGUCAUGAGGAUAUGGGAUUCCUUGUUUGCUGAUGAGAAUAGAUUUAGUUUCCUCAUACAUAUCUGCUGUGCUAUGAUCCUAUUACUCAGGGACCAGUUACUGGCCGGCGACUUUGCUACAAAUGUUAAACUCCUACAGAAUUUUCCCUCGAUGGACAUCCAGAUUGUGCUUUCUAAAGCCGCUGCUCUGGCAGGCAAGACUUUAUAAUUUUCGUAAUUAAUUAAGAACACGGACAAGAUGCAAUAAUUUCUCGGUAUGUCAAAUAUCAUGAUUUUCCUCCUCUCCUUUCCUAAAUUGUUGCAACCAUAUGCGCGUGAUAUAUCGUAAA